GAGCUACAUAACAGUCGUUGUGCAAUUCACCAUCAUGGCGUCCAAAUACAUCCUCCCAACAGCCCUUCAGACUCCCGGAAUCAAGAAGUUGAAGGGAAAACGGAUUGUGCUGGCCUCUGCCAGCCCUCGGAGGAAAGAUAUUCUCAAAACAUUUGGUUUGACUCCAGACAUAGUACCAUCUAACUUCGAGGAGGACCUUGCAGCGGGAUCCUUUACGGACAUUCAUGAAUAUCCUGUUGCGACAGCCAACCACAAAGCGGUAGAAGUCUACGAACGGUUGGUGGAACAAGAUGGAGAGAAUGCGCCCGAUCUGGUCAUCGCUGCGGACACUGUCGUAUUAACACAUGCAUUGCCGUCCACCACUCAAACAUCGUACUCCAUGCUUCCUGGGGCGAGGCAGGAACUCUUAGAGAAGCCGACAUCGAAGCCUGAUAACUACCGCAUGCUGCUCGAUCUCAACGGUGGUGUGUGCGAAGUGGUGACCGGUGUUGUUCUCAUCUAUCCGAUCUUGACGGCGCCCGGAUACGCGACAAAGUCCAUUGACGAACGCUCACUGGUCUACUUCUCCGACAACCCCAAAGAGCUUCUAGAGGCCUACGUCGAGAGUGGAGAGGGUCUGACUGUUGCAGGUGGCUUUGCGAUCCAGGGACGGGGCGGCGCAUUGGUCCGAAAAGUGGACGGCGACUACAACAACGUGGUCGGAUUUCCUGCCGCCUCUUUCCUCCGACUGCUGGAUAUGCUUGUGGAAGAUGAUCCAGACUUCCUGGAGGUCUGA
Mycena citricolor is the source of this 775-nucleotide messenger RNA. The record is from the annotation of a GenBank genome assembly. NCBI's taxonomy places the organism in Eukaryota, Fungi, Basidiomycota, Agaricomycetes, Agaricales, Mycenaceae.